Molecule: messenger RNA, 2623 nt
Organism: Arabidopsis lyrata subsp. lyrata
Lineage: Eukaryota; Viridiplantae; Streptophyta; Magnoliopsida; Brassicales; Brassicaceae
Exons: 5
Coding region: 341-2479 (712 amino acids)
Source: RefSeq, a predicted model, not a curated record
AAUUUUAAAUCCAAAUUAAAUGUAAUUACCUCUUUACCCCAGACAAAACAAGAAAACUACAAAACCCAACCAAGCUAAUUGGGUUGAAAAUACCCAAACCCUUUCUUAUUGGGUUGAAUCCAAUUAAAACGGGUAAAAACACUUAAACAAAAAUAAUUCAGAUCGUAAAAACCAAACACGAGGAAAAGAAAACACUUAGGGUUCAUUCCUUGGGAGAAAUAUCUGCUUUCGACGGCGAUCUUGGUAUAACUACAGAUCGAUUUAUUUCUAUUUCUUCAGAGUCGAUCUUGGUAUAACUACAGAAAACUACGUUAUUGGGCAAGGUUUGUGGAAGGGAGUUAUGCCUCGAACAAAGAACGCAAAUGUAUCUUUAACGGAGACUCCGCCAGAAGCCAAUCUUGAAGAAGUGCCACCGCCGGCAGUAGUGGAAUCUGAAGCAACAGAUUCAAUCUCUAACGUGGUUGCAACGGAUUCUAAUGAGGAAACCGAAGCUCUACAACCUUUUAAAAUGUAUUUCAGUCCGAGUGAGUAUACAAAGCCAUUCAAGAUUUCAGCAAAGUGCUAUAUUCAUAAGGUAGUGGGCUUAUUGGAGACUCAUCUUAGAGGCAAGGAGUUGAGAUGGUUUAAGGAACACCCACAGUUCCGACACUUCUUCCACAUGCACAGGGACGCAAAUCAUAAGUUGAUGGGUAUGUGGCUGUUAUUUCUUCGCACAGCAUGUUUAGAGAAGAAGCGCGAAGUUUGGUUUAUCGUCAACGGGGUUCCGAUCCGCUAUUCUCUCAAAGAAUUUGCUCUCAUGUCAGGAUUAUAUUGUCACCAAUUUCCGAAGUCCUAUGAAACCAAGGGCAGCAUGGAGUUUGUUGGCAGGAUAUUUGGAGUUGGAGCAACAAUAAAAUAUCAAGAUGUGGAGGGAAAGUUCCUAUCAAUGAAGAGAUCUUCUGAUGAUCGUUUGAGAGUAGCUGUGUUGUACUUCUUAAGCAGCAUCAUCGUUGGAAAGACUAAGACAGGAGAGAAGGCACCAACUGUGGAGAAGUUUUUCCAAAGGGUUGUGGCUGAUCUAGACUUGUGCGAAACAUUCCCGUGGGGGAGAUAUGCAUUUGAUGAAAAUCUGAAAGACAUCUUCUAUAUACUGGAAAAAUGUGAAGGAGUUGUUGGUCCACAGAAAGUGUUUCCUAGUUUCGUUAUGCCUCUGGAGCUUCUAGCGUUUGAGUCAAUUCCAGUUCUGAAGAACACUUUUUGCGUCGAUGUGGGAUCAGCAGAUCCUAAGUGUCCUCGGAUGUGCAAGACGAAGUUUAAACCAAGUACUAUGAAAGGCUUUCCUAUGUCAGAUGUGUAUGACAAACUCGGUACAACUAAGGACAUUCAGAGUAUCUUGACUCCAUCUCCUGAUGAGGAAAAACUUUUGAAAAGCAUUAUGGAUGUUGAGCGUGGAUGGAAUGAUAAAGAUGAUGUAGUUGCUGAUGGUUGGCACAAGCGUCUAGUUGAUGAGGGAAGGAGUAUAUGUUUUGAAGAGAAAUUCAAUGAAGAUGUAGGCAACCGAAGAUUUGAGGAAGCUGUGAUUAUGCCUACAAGAAAAGGCCGUCGGGGAAAGAAAGGGAAAGAGAAAGUGACUGAGCCUCCGAAUGAUGCAAGUAGUGAUGGAUUGGCUGAGAUUGUGUACACGUUGAAGACAACGUUGGAGAAUGGAUUUAAGGAUAUGCAUGAGAAGAUGAUGGAUCUCAGUAAGAAGUAUGAAGACCAAGAUACAAGACUCAAAACUAUGGAAGCAACAAUCCAAUCAAUCCAAGUCAGAGUUAAAAGUGGUGGUGCUAAAGAGAAAGAGGCGGAGAUAAAUCUAGAAGGGAAUGAUGAGGUUGACUAUAGUGAUAAAGAGGAUGAGGUUGGAGCAAACCAAGUGAAGGCAGUUCAAGAUGAGAGUGGUAAGGAUGGACCAAAUUCUGAAGAUUUAACCAAGGAGAAUGAAGGUGGUGAAAAAGUGAUGGAGAAUGAGAUGGAAAAAGAAGGGGCUGAAGAUGAUGAGAUAGAGUCGGAGAUGGAAAUAGAGGAUGAUGUGGAUGGUGGUCUUAAGGAGGUUGAGGCCAGAGAAGGAGGGGAGAUUGAAAAAGAGAGUGACGUGGAUGGUGGUACUAAGGGGAGUGAGGUUGGAGAGAAAGAGAAGGAGAUUGGAAAAGAGGGUGUUGUGGAUGGUGGUACUAAGGGGAGUGAGGUUGGAGAGAAAGAGAAGGAGAGUGGAAAAGAGGAUGAGCCAAGUAACAAUGAGAAGAUACUUAAAAGGACUUACAAGAGAUGUGAAAAGAGAAAAAGAAUUAGCAAAAAUGAAGUGGAUCCAAAAGAACAAGGGAAAAAGGCGGAUGACAAUGUUGAUGAACCAAGGCAAGAGGACACUAAGAGGGUGAAGUUGAUAAAGAAGAAUGCAAAGAAGGGGUCUACCACCGUUGUGUAUCGGAGUCCUAUUGUGACGAGGACUAAGAAGAAUUAAGUACCAUUGUGUAUUGGAGUCCACCACUGUUUUUGAAAACUCUUUAAGAUGUUUUAUUUUGUCAUGAACAUGAAUUUGGUUGUUGUUUUAUUUUGGUAUAACUCUGUCGGUUUUGAAAAACUAAGUACAAUUGUGUGAACAAAA